Messenger RNA from Penaeus chinensis, 7479 nucleotides. RefSeq lists its product as uncharacterized. The record is from RefSeq and is a predicted model, not a curated record. The coding region runs from base 808 to 2229 and encodes 473 amino acids. The transcript is spliced from 4 exons. Lineage: Eukaryota; Metazoa; Arthropoda; Malacostraca; Decapoda; Penaeidae.
UGCACACAUUAACUGUAUUUAGGAUAAGCAGUUCCUGUAUUGUGCAUGUUAGGCCAUGUUUGGACUUUUAAUUAUCCGAAAAACAAAAACGGUGAUCAGUGGUGACAUUUAAAUCGGAUAAGAAUGUAUCUUAGUCAUUCACGAAAUACGAGGUCAGAAAUCCAUACCCACCAUAAUAUUCUGUGUAAUGAUAGGGUGUUUUUUCACUGUUAUUGUACCUUGUACUUUGUAUGCUCAUUUAUCUACCUUUUCAAGUACGCGGCGUAGAAGAAGUUGCAUCACUGAAUCAAUAUCGCUCAAUGAUUUGCAUAUCUACUUAACAUUAGUCAAUGAAAUGGGUUUUGAGUUCACAUUCCCACGGAACUAAGUGCCUUUGCGUAACCCCCACAGAUUAUUCUCAAGUAUGUUUGACGUUUCUACGCUUUUACUUGCCGAUCUGUGUAUAUGUUCACUCUGACCUUGGGGUAUCUGUUGCCUCAGGGCCCGGUGUCUUGCGUCAUACCGGGGCUUUGAGAGAUUCUGGCUAUCGCCUGGUCCUUGCCAGUGUUUACUACCAGGAUGUGAUGCAAGGGUAGUUCGCUACGUUUCGUGUGACUAGUGAUGAUCCAUGCUUCCAGAUAAGAAGAGUUGAGCAGUCAUAAGCUCGUAUCCCGCCGGUGGGUGCGUCCGCUCGGGUUUUCGUCAUUGGAUAUAAUUGGCACUGGGAGCCUCCGGUCGUGCACUCCGCCUCAUAGAUGCUUCCUACAGUAUCGAUAAUAUAUAAUUUGUACAGAUGUGUUAUUAAGGGAAACACUCUGACAGCCCAUCAUGAAGGCACCAUCAUCGAGUUCACAAAUCACCAAGGCAUGGGUGGAGUACAUGCUGAGCGAUUAUGAAUGCAAGAAAACACCGGAGACCACCGUCACUGUGAAAACUUAUGAAAUUAGAAAUGCCACAAAACCUGGUGAAAGCUUCAAUGCUGAGCUGAUUCUUUUAGACGUCCAAGCACGACUCAAAAGUGGAGGUGGGCCAGAUGCCGAGGAAGAAAAGGAGUACAACCUUGUAGUCAAAUUCUUGAGUGGCGAUGCCUUGACGAGCGAAAUUAUAAAAAGAUGUGGGUAUCACAUUAAGGAAUUCAUGAUGUACUCGGAGGUAGUGAAUGAACUUAAUAGUUUUCAAGCAGAAAGGGCCAACAAUGAAUUCCGACUAGACAUCCCCGAGUAUAUUUAUGGUAAAUGUACUGAGAAGGAAUAUGUCUUAGUUAUGCAGAAUAUUAAGGUGCUUGGUUAUGAAACUGGUCCAAAGAAAGAAGGUCUUGACUUCCACCAUGCUAAAUUGGCCGUGAAUCACAUUGCAAGAUUGCAUGCUGUGUCCUAUGCUUAUGAUAAAUCCCAUAACUUUCUGGAGAAGUACUCAUGUUUCAAAUUUAGCAAUGCAAUUAGCAGUUUUUUCAAGCCAGUUGUAUGGGCAUCUUUGUUAAAUAGCAUCAAAUUUCUAAAAAGUAAAAAGGGUUAUGAAGAUAUGGUUCAUAAAUUAGAGACAGGGAAAACAACACUCCCUGUUAAGUUUGCAGCAAUGUGGGAUGACCAAACAAGACAUAAAUUUUUAUGUCUUACUCAUGGAGACUUUUGGAAUAGUAAUUUGAUGUAUAAGCACAGUGAAGGAAUGCAGGAUGAAAUUCGUAAGAUUGAAUCUUUGAAACUCAUUGAUUGGCAAAUAUCUCAGUGGAAUAAUCCAGUGUUUGACCUCCAUUAUAUGUUGAAUACAUCUACCUCAUUUGAAAUGAGAAGAGAUCAUGCUGAAGAAAUUUUAAGACAUUAUCAUGCAACUUUUACGGAUGCAACAAAUAAAUUAGGUACUCCUGUACCUAAUUGGAAUUAUGAACAGUUCAGAGCAGAGUUUGAUAGAACAUCACUUGUGGGUUUCCUCAUGGGAAUGUGUCUCAUUCAAGGAACACUAAGUAAAGCUGGAGAAACUAUCAACCAUUCAGGGUCAACAUGUCUUAAUAAUGCUUGCUGCUAUCCUUGUAAGGUUGUAGUUGACAAAAUCAAAGCUGGCUUGGCCAAAAUCAUUGUAUCAUUUGCAUUCAAACCUUCUUCAGAAUAUUUUAUGCGAGCAAGUGUUAAAAGCGUAUUAAGUCCAAUAGGCCAAGAGUUGGUAGAGGGGAGUAAUGAUGUAUUGAAUAGACGUCUUCUGGACCUCUUGACAGAAGCAGAUGAGAAGGGAGUACUUGAUGUCCUCAUGUUGUAAAAGUACAUGACAUAAUGUCCCAAUAUACUGUCUUUCUUGUCAUUCAGGUAAUUUAACUUUUUGAAUAAUGGUAUAAGUAAAAAGGGAGUUCUGUUAUGCAAAGAGGACCCAAAAUAGUCUUACAUAUUUUUGUACUCUGUAAUUGCAAGUUAUGAUAGUAUUCAGAAAGGCAGUUCAAAUGUAUUUAAAGAGUAGUUAAUAGAAAAAAAGUAUUAGAUAGAUAGUAUUGGAUACAAAUCAGGGGAUAAGAGUACUUCUACUUUUGUAGUACUACCUAAUCAGAGAGCAUAAGCUAAGUGGAUUCUGUGCUUCCUUCAGGGGACUGCAUUAAGACAACAUGGAUUAUUACUCUGUAGUAUACUCAAGUGUUUUAACCUGAUACAAAGCAAUAUUUUUGCUGCAUAAUUUUCAUAAAUAUUGCUGCUGCUGUGUUUGUAGCAGCAGUAAGGGUGUGUUUUAUUUUUUUAGAUAUUUAUACUUAAAGUUUUAUCGGGAGUCCAUAUCACAUCAGAGAUGUGUGAAUGUCUAUUAUGUAUCAUUCUUGUGCCUUAAAUCAAAACCUAUAAUACAUGACACUGUAUUGUUUUUAACAUUAAACAAAUUUAAGGUUUGUUUAUGCUAUGGUAAUGUUAAGAGUAUUUUUUGAACAAAGUUAUAGUUAAGAAUUAUUUUAAUUUUAUAUACAGAACUUCAGGUUUACUGAAGUAGUGAAAAUUUUCGUGUUGAUUUUGUUUAAUGCAAUGUAUAUUAUGAAUUUGGUGCAUUUGUGUAGUAUGCUUGUAAAAGCAUAUUUUUUGCAAGAGGAAAGUGUACAGGAUUAGAUAAAAGAAAAAGUUUCUAUUUUCCAUAAAUCUGUAUCAUAGAUAUAUGAAUGAGUGAAAGAUAUGCAGUGAGUCUCCAAUGUAUGAGCUGCACAUUUUUUCAGUAUAUAGACAGAAUAGUAAAAACAAGAUAAACAUAUUUUGAUUUAUGUCUUCUUUAGGGUGAAGUAGUAUUUAUUUCAAAUUGAGAUUUUUUCCCCUGGUGUUUUAUGUGUAGUUGUAUACUGAUAAUGAUCGACAUGUAUAAUGCAUGUGUCAUAACGUUUUUGAUUUGUGUGUGGGGUUUUAUGUUUUGUUGAGAUUUUUUGUGAAAUGGUUGUUAUUCUCACUAUUUGUUUUAAUAUUGGCAAAUCUGUAGUCGGAGGUCUUUGAUAGAAUUGUUUUAUUUUUCUAUUUCUCGUUUAUGCAGAUUCAUCAUUGGUAAAAUGACGUUCAUCAAAAUUUACAAACUCAUUGCAAGGGGGUAGUGGGUAAUAUAUAAAACUUUUCACAGAAUGAGACAGCUUUUUUAUUUAUUAUGAUGAUAUUGCAUUGCCGUAGGUCAAGGAUGUACUACAACUUUGCAAUAUCACAGUAUUAUGUGAAAUGUGAAUAUAUUUAAUUCUAAAUUCUGUCAACUUACGUAGUAAAUGACAUUUAUAUUCAUAUAAAUGACAAGGCAAAUAUACUUUUAGCAAUAUAAGAUAUAGAGCAGGUUAUCAUGCAGGGUUUCUUAUUGCAGGCUGAUCCUAGAGAAAUUUUUAGAUAGAAAUUUCUGAAAGAUUGCUUCAGAUACUAUUGUCCAAUACAAAUGCUUGUAGUAAACUAACAUUUGGUCAUGUUUUCUUCCUUUUUUUUUUCUUCCAAUUUUGUCAAGUGUUAAUAUCUUUAGGUUUUAUUCUUUUGCUUAACUUGCAGAUGUGGAAAAGAACGAUGUAUAUUGUAUAGUCAGUUUCAUUUGUUUUGCUUUCUUUUGCUUCAUUUUAUUUUAUUUUAUUCACCAUUGUUGUCUGUUCAUUGUCAUCUCUGCUGUUUUCAUUAUUAUUAUUAUUAUUAUUAUUAUUAUUAUUAUAUUUGAAAUCACUCUUGUAAUUAUGGUUGUCAUUGUCCACAUUUUUUGCAAUUCUCUUUUAUUUUAAUGUUCCAGUUCUCAGUUGAAGUGUCUUAUAAUCCCUUAAGCCACACUGAAAAAAAGGAAAAGAAAAAAAAACAUUUUCCCCCCCAAAAAAAAAGAUCUGUAGAUUUUGAAAAUACUACAUCCAUUUUUUGGUUGUAAAUGUAGUAAGAGACAUUUUCAUGUAUUGACUAGACACAAAGAGUGAGACAAAGCUGUGAUGCCCGGGAUGUUGGCAUAAUAAGGACCUAGUAAUGCGUGUAUGAUAGUAAAUCGCAAUGAAUAUAUGAACAGAUUCAAUUUUCCCAUGCCAUACCAAACUGUACACUGGGGAUUGUACACACACACACACACACACACACACACAUAUGUAUCUCCUGUUCUAUACUUUUAGCUGCAGCAUAAAAGAUUAUCUAGAAAAUGAAACUUUUAAGCUUAUUUUUGUGUGGCUGUAACUCGAUGACUGCAGUCAAGGCCAAACAAGUGAACAAGUUGUUUAGCAAACAUAACUUAGAGCAGGCUUGAUAUUUUACAUUAAAAAACAUCUUCAUAUAUCAAGAGGUUUAAAUCAUCCACAAAAUUAUUAUGUUAUUUUUCUCAAUAAUAUCAAUCUAAAAUACUUCAAACUUUUAAUGAGAGAGCAGUCAGAAAAGGUUUAUCUUUAGUUUUCUUUCCAUCUGAGUUACCGAAGAAUAUAGUAAAAGGGGAAAGAAAAUACAAGUGUAAGUACAUGAGUACUACCUUAUAACUUAAAAAAAAAAAACAUUUUCUGCUUUGUCCAUUGUUUAGCAAGUGUGUUUAGUUAUGCUGAUGCAAACUGUUCUCCUAUGUGAGAGUACUGUAUCUGGUUAGUGAAAAUAGUUCUGUAACAUAUUUAGCAAGUCUCAUCUUAAAAUGGGUUUGGGUAUAAAAUAAAAGGGAAAGAAAUAUGAUCAUUUAUAUUGAAAGUCAUGGAGGAAUAUCUUAGUCAUUAAAAAAUUGGUUGUAAUUUUACUUUAAGAGUUUACAAACAUCUUAUUUACGUAUGUAUUUUUAAUUGUUUUGCAUAUUCUUGCAUGCCAGGAAGCAAAUAGAGAGUACAUUAAGAUUUUGAUUAUAAGCAGGAUUUUUAUCUGGCUCAAUUUCUCAAGCGUUGAAAUAUCAAUACUUGAUAAACCCCUUUUUUUUUUUUUUUUUUUCCUUCUUUUUUUCUUUUUUUUUCUUAUUUUUCCAAUUCCUAAGAUUUCUGUCGUUUCCUUAUACAUUAACUGCCUGGAUAUUUUGUUUAAUGACCAAAAAUGCUAGUCGUGUGGGUUGAUUUUAGUAAGACAGCUAAUGUAAAAUAUUGAUAAAUAGAGUGAAAGCUUAUUAUUUUCAAAUUGCAUAAGAAGUUGAAUGUUUAACUACUAUAAUGACAAGACUAUUACUGACAGCAAAGGAAUUAUUAGUCUUGAAAUCUUGCAGUCCAAUGCUGUUUUACCUACAAAAUUUUUAAUAAUGCAUCCCUUUUCUGUAUAAAGGAAGGGUUUUUUGUCAUUUUUGAAAUAAGUAUGGUGUGUAUAUAAGGGUCUCAAAAGUUUUAAGGUGGGUACCUUUUUUUUUGCAAGGGAAGUAUUCUAAAAUGGUUCUAGUGCACUGAAUUGUUCAAGAUAUUUACAUAGUAUUAUUUGUAUAUUUAAUAUUUUUAUAUAACUGACACCUUGUCUUUUAUAACAUUUUGCUCUAAGGGCAUUAAAACUGGAGGGGAUUGGGGGAAAUUAUAGUUCCGAAUCUCAUGUGAAUUUUCCAUUGGGACCAUUUAUAAUUUACAGUCAUUUGCACAAUUGUGGUUUCAGUCAACCUUAAGACAGAGUAGAAAAUAUAUAAAGAUUAAAGAGUACUAUUUAAUGUUGCAUGUGUUUUCUGUACUACCUCCUAUUAAAAAAAAAAGAGAGAAAAAAGUAAUCAGUUUGCCAAGUUUAUAUAUAUAUAUAUAAAAAAAAAAACAAAAAAAACAGAUGGACCACUCUAGUGUUAACUAGGUCUUCUUGGUAUGACAUUAUUUAGCUGGUUGGUUGUUGUGUUGUCUGUUAUUAGCAUCUAAAAGCAAUAUUUAUAUAAUUGAUAAGGAAAAAAAAAUAGAAUGUAGUGUUUACCUGAUGUGAAUCUCGGUAAUUCUCAAGGUAUUGUUUCCUGGUAAUUUGAUCCUAAAACUUAUUUAUUUUUAUAUCUGCUCUUAGUCUGCAGUUUUUAAGUAUUAUGUUACUUGUAAGGUAGAGGGAAGUAUAUUGUGUAGUAAAUUAUUUACAUAUUGCAAAUUUGGUGUUAUUACUUGUAUCUAAGGUUUCCUAGAAUUUCCAUGCCCUAUAUUAAGUGUGCCCAGUAGUUUUACAUUUUGAUAAUACCCACACAAAAAAAAAUGCACAAAAAGUACUUAAACCCCUAAUCCCUACAUAAACCUUCUUCUGUUGUGUAGAGAUUUAUAAUUUUGCUGAUGUUACUAGUAAGAUUAUCUCUAGUUUUUUUUUUUUCUGUCUAGUUGAGUAUUAACCCACUGCCACUGGGGAUAUAACGUGUAAAUGCCAUGUCGCUGUGAUUGUAGUUUAUAAAUUGUGCUUGCACAGAUGGCUCCACAAGUAUUUAGACACCAAGAAGUUGAUUACCAGUUCUACCUAUCUCACUUGUUUACCGUUUUCCUUGAUUUGCUGGAAUAUUGUUUUUGGAUCUUUUAUUGCUAUUAGUUAUUUCAGUAACAUUAUAAUGAUCAUUAUAUCAUUAGUAAUAAUGAUAGUAUCAAUAUUAAUACAUCAUAAAAAAAACUGUCAAAAGCUCAAGCAAAGGGGGAAACAGGGGAGGUCAUGCAGUUAUCCUUUUUGACUCUUUGUUGUUGAGCAUUUGUGGAACCAGCUGUGUGAAACAACUUACAAAACAAAACUACAGUCGACAUUGCUUGUUCCUGGCAGCCAGCAAGGGAAUAACUGAUAAGUUCAAUAGCAGUGCAACAUCCCUUGUGUUAACAUUCAGUAACAGAAUACAUGUCAUGUUGAAAGUUGUAUUUCUUUUUUCUCUUUCUUUCAUUAGGCAGCUGCUGGAGAAGAAAUUUUUAUUGUAUUAACAACUUACUUUUGGCUGAAUGGGAAAAAAAGUACAUGGCUUAUUUUUCAGCGGGAUCAAAGGGAAUACUAAGCAGAUAAUACUGCUGUGUAAAUUUUUCACUUUUGUGAUAACAAACUGCCAUAAUGUACAGGAUAUGAAAAUGCAUUAGUUUUGCCUGUGCCUUCCAGUCUUUGUACUUUUUUACUAUUUAAUUGUUUUAGUUAUUUCUGGUGUGAUGUGUCUUUGCUGUCUAUGCUGUUUCAAAUAAAUUUUCAAUAAUUA